This is a messenger RNA of Chiloscyllium plagiosum (whitespotted bambooshark), 627 nucleotides long. Lineage: Eukaryota; Metazoa; Chordata; Chondrichthyes; Orectolobiformes; Hemiscylliidae. The record is from RefSeq and is a predicted model, not a curated record.
AUGUUCCAGUCAAUUGUUGAUUUUUAUGAGAAAUAUAUCAAACAUCAUCUGUUCAGGAAUGAGGAUGAAGAUGACAACGCUAUAGAUGAUGAUAAUCCACAGAUCAAACAGAUGAGGAUCCUGGGUGCUUUGCUACAGAAAACUAAUCUGCCAUUGAACAACAGACUCCAAGCUGCAUUAUCUAUCGGCAUACUGAGUUUUACAGGUGGGCCUGAAGCUACAGCUAGUGCACAGAACUACAUUGAAGAGCUCAUCCGCUUCCUGAAUCGAACAUUGCUUUUGGAUAAGGACAAGAUCAUAGUUCUGCAAAGCCUGUCUGGAAUUUGCUAUAAUAAUGUCACCAACCAAAAUGCUGCGAUAGAUUUGCAAAUUCUGAUUACACUGGUUACUAUCCUUAACACCAGAAACACAACCAAAAUGAAAAUAAUGCUGAAGUAUUGGGCAUGCUACUUGCUGAAUAUACUAUGCUGCAACAACAUUGCUGUAGCUCGACGCCUCAAUAAAACUAAACAUCUUCACACCAGCCUCAUACAGUUAUCAGAGAGCAAUUGGUAUGGGUGGCCAAAAAAUUAUGCUCAAGUUCUGAUUUACCUGUUAGGGUUUGAAAAGCAAAUCAAAUCUUUGUAA